This is a messenger RNA of Pocillopora damicornis (cauliflower coral), 2187 nucleotides long. Its product is annotated as cellular tumor antigen p53. Gene Ontology annotation, cellular component: nucleus. NCBI's taxonomy places the organism in Eukaryota, Metazoa, Cnidaria, Anthozoa, Scleractinia, Pocilloporidae. Gene Ontology annotation, biological process: regulation of transcription by RNA polymerase II; apoptotic process. Gene Ontology annotation, molecular function: RNA polymerase II cis-regulatory region sequence-specific DNA binding; DNA-binding transcription factor activity, RNA polymerase II-specific. The record is from RefSeq and is a predicted model, not a curated record.
AUCUCUCAGACAAUCAUGGGUGACUCGUACAACCUGGUCGAAAAAAUCGAUGCAGAGAUGAAAACAUUUCCCUGGAAUUAUCCAGAUCAGUACGUCCUGUCAGAGUUUAUUCCGAGUCCAUGUAACUUUACGGGGGAAUUCGAAGGUCCUUUGAAAGUUGAAGGUUCAGAUCAACUUGACACAGAACACCAACAUGGAACGAUGUUGUACCCACACGAUCCGCCUGAAACCUUGUUGCUCCCUACGAAAGAAACUGAAGAGUUCUCAGAAUUCGUCGAGCCCCUGACGCCGACGCCUCUCAGCCCCAGGUUUCCUCCUCAUACCCUCAUGAAUUUAUCCCCGCCGCACGUGACGUCACCGAGCACGAAUGAGUUUCUUGGUGACUUCAACUUCAGGAUGAUUCUUGAAACCCAGCCUAAGAAAGUUGCCAACCCGGACUGGAUUUUCUCAGUGAGUCAGAAGAAGCUGUAUAUUAAGUCAAAGACUCCUUGUCCAGUCAGGUUUUUAACCACAGGCCCCCCGCCAUCUGGAGCAUUUAUUCGCGCCAUGCCUGUGUUCAGACAACCCGAGCAUGCGAAAGAUGUGGUGCGCUGCUGUCGAAAUCAUACCGCAGAACACUCUGGCCCAGCGACGGGACAUUUCCUCCGCUGUGACAACCAGGAGGCUGAGUACGAGGAAUGUCCUCAGACCACCAGGCACUCUGUCAGGAUACCACUGCGAGGACCAGCUUCAGCUGACGACGCAGAUGAUCUCGGAGUACAUGAACUGUUCUACUUCAUCUGUAAUAACUCCUGCGGGGGUCUGAAUAGGAGACCUAUUCAAGUCAUCUUUACCCUGGAAGAUCUAACCGGCAGCGUAGUCCUGGGGAGAUGUUACGUCAACGUCAGAGUCUGUGCAUGCCCAGGACGGGACUCAAAGCAAGAAAUAGAGGCGAUUAACCGUCCUGGCAAAAGGAAAAAGCCUAAAGCAAAUGGAAACGAUUUACAGUGUUUUGGCUCGAAGAUGUCCAAGGAAGACAGCACAGUUUACAACCUUAAGAUCUGCGGAUUCAAUAAUUAUCUGAUGAUGAAGAGGAUCGCCAUUGCACUAGAAUUAUUUGCAAACAUGGAAAACAAAUUCACCGCGAUGGAACCACAAGAUUUAGAGAUGCCAGAUCUUACCGAAUACACCCCUGAGGAUCAGGACAAUUCAGAACCGGACUCCACUAUAGUAAAGUCGUCGAUGAACGAGUCGUCUCCUCCACCAAUCAUGAUGAGCCAGGAAUCUUAUCUUCAUCCAACGCACACGGAGAGCUGGUACCCAGUUACACCACAAGAUCAAGACAGCCAAAUGCAAUCCCAGCAGUACCCGCAGCAGUGCUACACGUAUCGCCGUAAAACGAUUUCCGUUGUCACCUUUACUGAAGAAAAAACUGAUAAAAUCAUGAAAAAGGAGACAAAAGCAGACCCCGAUCGAAAGAGAAAACUGGCAUAAACUUUAGAUAUAAAACGAGGGCGACCUAGGAAAAGUGAAGUAUAAUUUUUUUACAAAGAGCGUUUUAAGGAAGACCAAUGCAUAAGCAUAAUCUUUGCUCUGUGUUAGUUUUUAUCAUUCCUAAAAGUUAAUGCAAGUUUUAUUAUUGAAAUAGUGCGCUUAAAAAAACUGCUACGGCAAUAUUUAACCGACAAAAAGGCACCCGACAAUGACAAGAAAUUUUUAACCCUUCAAUUGUUCAUUUGCCCUUCUAAUUGAUUUACACUUCCUUGCAAAAUAGAGAAUUCGGAAAUAGACCAAGACAAAAAUCUCUACUGAUAAUUUUAAGCGUUCUCGUUACUUGUUUGCUGGAUACUGUCUGUUUAUCGUGGAGAGAAUUUUCAUGUAAAUCACUUCUGGGAGGUUACAGGUUUAAAUCAGUUGAAAUAAAAGGUGCAGAAGUAAAGGAAGUUAUUAUAUUUACAGGUUAGUACAAGCUUCAAGCGAUCAUAUCGUAAGCAAACGAUUUCGUUCGUGAAAAAUGUUAUGGGAAACUUAAAAAUCGUAACAAAAAAUAAAAAGAAGCAGUUAUGUAAGACAGAGAGUCAGGGGGAAAUUUUAAAGACUCCUAGUUUGUAUAGUAUGGAGUUGGGCUGCAAUCGAUUGAAUAUUUUUGUAUGAACCAUUUAUUUACAAACUAUCUAAUAAAAUGAGGUGUUUUCCGUUUAAUCUUAA